CCUCCAUAGUGACAGUACCUACCCACCGAGGCUGAGCGGCAGAGCUGGGACACCUGCGGCGGACACGGAUUAUCAUUAUUAUUAUUUGAAAACAUUCAUCUCAGUUUUUUGUUUACAGCUUUAAAAUCCGUGGAAAUGUUCAACAGUAACAUCAGGGAGUUUGAUGAGGAUCCGUUCUUCUCGGAUCCAUUCCAUGCCCACAGGGAUCAUAUGCGGCACAUGAUGCGUAGCUUCUCUGAGCCGUUCGGCUGGCCCAUGUUGCCGAGUUUAAUGGAUGGGAGAAACCAUGGUCGCGCCAUGGCAGAACAGCCCAGCUCAUCCCAGGCACUGAGGAGCCAACACAGGGAUAUGAGCCGAUCAUUGUUGCCCUUUGGCAGUAUGGACAACACGGACCUGAUGAGGAACCCCUUCGGCAUGUUUGACAACAUGAUGUCCAACAUGAGGAACAGGGUGGACGAUAUGCACAGAAACACUGAGAACACAGCUUCAAACACCCACUCAUUCAGCUCCUCAUCAGUCAUGACAUAUUCAAAGGUGGGAAAUGGGCCUCCUAAGGUCUUCCAGGCAACCUCAUCGACACGCUGUGCCCCAGGAGGGAUUAAGGAGACCCGGCGAGCAGUCAAAGACUCGGAGAGUGGUCUGGAGAAGAUGUCCAUUGGUCACCACAUCCAGGACAGGGGACACGUAGUUGAGAAGAAAUUCAACAAGAAAACAGGAGAGAAGGAGUUCAACCAGGACUUCCAGAAUUUGGAUGAAUCUGAAGCACAAACUUUUGACGAAGAGUUUCAGCAGGAGUUGUCCAAGUUUCAACCAUCUGGCCCCAUGUCUCACCUGGGGGAGCCGCAACUACGUGGUGUUCAGCGGGCAGCCCUCACCGGUCCUCAGCAGGCCACCAGAGAACAACCAAAGGCCACGGCUGUGGGUAAAAGCAACAUGAAUUGCUCGACAAAGCAGUAAAAACAUUGUUCUGUCUGUAUGCUUAUUAAAGUCCUUCAAGCAUUACACAUUACACUCUGGUGCUCUGUACUCAUAUAUACACCCCAGUCUCAUCAACAUGAAAGACAGAAUCAGAAGGCACUGACCCGCAAUUUGAAAUAUUUAAGAGCUUUUAUCUGUGAUUUUACAUAUUUUGGCCCAAUUGCAUACAUUUUAUAUUACUGCUGCCCAUUUUUACCAACUUGCAGAGAACUGAAACCUGCUGGAGAUGGCUGUUCCAUUACAGUGGACAUUUGAUCUGCUCUUUUGGGGUCAGCUUGCUUCUGCCAUCUCACUGUUGACAUUUUGAAUCUCAGCAUGGUUCACAGCUGAGUAUGAAAACAAACAGAAGAAUGCCAAGACAUACAGGGUUUGGGGAAGCACUAUAGCUAGUCAGGAAUUGUAUCUUUAAGGUCUCUGCUAGUUAAUUUUAUGCCAUAGUGGGAUUAAGCUAAAAUCAUGGCAGUUCAAACAUAGAAAAAAAUGAAAAUCCUAUGGUAUGCUUUGGAGAAUAGUGACAGUAAUGUGAGAUAAAUGUGAUUUAUGGGCUGUAGAACAUGCAAAACCAGCGAUGACAGAAUUAUUACUUGUAGUGGCUGAUAGAGAAUCACAAUAAUGGUACAAAGGGUCCUUAUUCUUUCACACCAACCAGGAAACCAAAGGGAUCAUUAGUAUUUCUAUGGAUGUAGUGGGGUUGAAACAAAUUAAAAUAAGCCAAUACAACAUAAGAAAGGAGGGUUCAUAGACACUACUUGCACUACGAGCAAUGAAUUCAUAACAUUUUGCAUCCGAUGAAUAGAAUUUGUUCUAUGAUUUGUCAAAUUAUGUCAUUUUUAUAAUGCAACUAGCCACAAAAUGUAGUGACUCAUUUACUGACUCGUUUGAAAUCCACUAAUGCACUUACACUAUGUCUAAAUUGUCUGUUUGUAAUUAUAUUGUCUAGUAUCUGAUGUUCUAGAUAUAUGUAUUUUAUCUGCUGUAAUCUUUGUAAAAAGAAAAAUAAUAAGCUUCCCUUUUUAUAUUGUUACUUUGGUUUCUCUUGUUUUUCAUCUGAUGAACUCAGCGCUGCAUAGCACAAACUCUUGACAAUGUCUGGAUUAUUCUCUAGCUUUGUUCUUGUAUAUUUUUUCAAGCUUUAAAAAUAAGUUUUAUGUCAACACAGACUAUCAUCUAAAAAUAAAAAUGUAAAAAUAA
Messenger RNA from Thunnus maccoyii (southern bluefin tuna), 2169 nucleotides. It is a transcript of the gene mlf1, whose product is annotated as myeloid leukemia factor 1. The coding region runs from base 136 to 957 and encodes 273 amino acids. Lineage: Eukaryota; Metazoa; Chordata; Actinopteri; Scombriformes; Scombridae. The transcript has 8 exons. Gene Ontology annotation, biological process: regulation of DNA-templated transcription. Gene Ontology annotation, cellular component: cytoplasm; nucleus. The record is from RefSeq and is a predicted model, not a curated record.